Messenger RNA from Xenia sp. Carnegie-2017, 1037 nucleotides. RefSeq names its product ras-like protein RAS2. The transcript has 7 exons. The coding region runs from base 130 to 711 and encodes 193 amino acids. Gene Ontology annotation, cellular component: plasma membrane. Gene Ontology annotation, molecular function: GTP binding; GTPase activity; GDP binding. Gene Ontology annotation, biological process: signal transduction. The record is from RefSeq and is a predicted model, not a curated record. NCBI's taxonomy places the organism in Eukaryota, Metazoa, Cnidaria, Anthozoa, Malacalcyonacea, Xeniidae.
GGCAUAAGGGCUCAACAUCGGAACGCCCUGUAUUUUCAAACUUACCAAAUCUUGUGUACAUAUAUCGGAGAGGAUAGUCAACAUUACGACGUUUCUAUUCUCCCAAGAAUUUUGGAUUGACCGUGAAUUAUGUCUAGAGAGAAGGACACCGAACGGCAGUAUAAACUGGUCGUCGUUGGUGGCGGUGGUGUUGGAAAAUCUGCGUUAACUAUACAGUUUAUUCAGUCACAUUUCGUCUCCGAUUACGAUCCGACGAUUGAGGAUAGCUACCGAAAGCAAUGUGUGAUCGACGAAAGAGUUGCACAUUUAGAUAUUUUGGAUACAGCUGGUCAGGAGGAAUUCAGUGCCAUGAGGGAGCAGUACAUGAGAAGUGGGGAAGGAUUCUUAUUGGUGUUCUCACUUACAGAUAGGGCAAGCUUUGACGAAAUCAAUAAAUUUUACAAUCAAAUUUUAAGAGUAAAAGACAGAAGUGAAUUUCCCAUGAUAAUAGUGGGAAACAAAUCUGAUUUAGAACGCGAGAGAGUGGUUUCAUCUCAAGAAGGAAAUGAAUUAGGAAGGCAAUUGAGGAUCCCAUAUAUUGAAGCUAGCGCCAAAACGAGAACAAAUGUUGACGCUGCUUUCCACGACCUCGUAAGAGCAAUAAGGAAGUUUUAUGCUCAACACGAAGCGCCUCAGAAAAAACCGAAGAAGAAAAAAUGCAUUAUCUUAUAAAAUAACAAAGUUUACACUGAAAAAUCUGAGUAGCAUGUUAAAUGAUAAGUACUUUGUCGUUAGCACACAUAUAGUUGUGAAUGGUAAACUUUGUACAGGAAAGAUUGUACCCUGCAUUAUAAUUAGCUAUACCUGCAUGAAAACAUGAAAUGCGUUGAGCGUAGACGUCAUAUUAAUGCAGGAAGUUAUAUAAUAGCAGCUUUUCAUCAUCAUAAUAUAAUUUACCGUUCAAGACCAAUCUAAUAUAGUAUAAUGGCUUUCAAAUUUCGCUAUACCAUUCUUGUUUCAUUAUAUUUUUAGAAAUAGAUAAUUUCAGUCUAAAGGCA